CAGCCCCGGCUAUCUGUCACCGGCUGCGACCGGCGCGGCGGGGACAGACGCGGGGUGACCCGGCGCCAAGAGCCGCCCGCCGCAGGAGCAUUUCAGCUGAGAUUGAACUCCUCUUUGGUUGUCCAUAAGCUGUGAAAGCGAAGGAUGCAGAAGACUAUCCCAUGCCUUUUUGUACAUAAAUGAUAAGAGCACAAGAUUAUUACAAGUUUGCUGCAAAGAUGAGUUCAGAAGAAAAGAGUAUAUCUCCAGCACACAAAACAUCCACUCCAUCACAUAGAAGUGCCUCCUCUUCAUCAUCGUCUCAGAGGGACAGGAGGCAGAGUGUUCAUAUUUUGGAGCGGAAGGCUUCUUCAGGAAGCACAGACCCUUCUUUAAGCAAGCAGUUCCUUGAAAGUGAUCCUAUCUCUCUAUCCAAGGAACCUGACAGCUGGGAAAUCAUAGAGGGUCUGAAAAUAGGCCAGACCAAUGUCCAGAAGCCAGACAAACAUGAAGGUUUCAUGCUGAAGAAGAGAAAAUGGCCUUUAAAAGGUUGGCACAAGAGGUUUUUUGUCUUGGAUAAUGGAAUGUUGAAAUAUUCAAAGUCACCAAUUGAUAUACAGAAGGGAAAAGUCCAUGGCAGCAUUGAUGUUGGUUUAUCAGUUAUGUCUAUAAAAAAGAAGGCUCGUAGAAUAGAUCUUGACACAGAAGAACACAUCUACCAUCUAAAGGUGAAGUCCCAGGAUUCAUUUGAUGCAUGGGUUUCAAAAUUACGCCACCACCGGUUGUACCGUCAGAAUGAGAUUGUGAGAUCUCCAAGAGAUGCUAGCUUUCAUAUAUUCCCUUCAGCCUCUACUACAGAGUCUUCACCAGCUGCUAAUGCAUCCGAUGGAAAGGUGCAACAAAAUAGCUUCCCCUGGCAGUCUCCUGUACCUUGCAGUAGCAGCCUUCCUGUUACCUGCACUACUGGACAGAGUAAAGUAGCUGCCUGGUUGCAGGACUCUGAAGAGAUGGACAGAUGUGCAGAAGAUCUUGCUCAUUGUCAGUCAAGCCUCGUGGAACUCAGUAAACUUCUUCAAAAUUUAGAAAUACUACAGAGAACUCAGUCAGCACCAAAUUUCACAGACAUGCAGGCUAACUGUGUAGAUAUUUCAAAGAAAGACAAGCGGGUCACGAGACGAUGGAGAACAAAAAGUGUCAGCAAAGAUGCAAAAAUUCAACUUCAGGAAGGGCCGGCACCGAAGGGGCAGUUCAGCACAACACGACGCCGGCAGAGACUAGCAGCUGCAGUGGCUACAACAGUCCCUUUUAGUGCUACAAUGUCACCUGUUCGACUGCAUUCAUCCAAUCCCAACCUUUGUGCAGACAUUGAGUUUCAGACUCCCCCAAGCCAUGUAACAGACCCCCUGGAGUGCUCUACCGAGUACCUGAAGCUUCAAGAAGAAUUCUGCCUGAUGGCACAAAAAGUGCAUUCUCUUUUGAAGUCUGCCUUUAACAGCAUAGCUAUAGAGAAGGAGAAACUUAAGCAGAUUGUUUCAGAGCAGGAUCUUACAAGCCACAAUGCUCAAGUAGCAUGCCUCAGACAGUCCCUCCAACAGGCUCUCAACCAGAAUGCUGAACUAAGGAGUCGCUUGAACAGAAUACAUUCAGAAUCUGUUAUUUGUGAUCAGGUUGUCAGUGUAAAUAUUAUCCCUAGUCCUGAUGAGACAGGUGAACAAAUUCAUGUCAGUCUGCCACUGUCUCAGCAAGUUUCUAAUGAGAGCAGGCUCUCUAUGUCUGAAUCCGUUUCAGAGUUCUUUGAUGCACAGGAAGUGCUUCUAUCUGCCAGUUCAUCAGAAAAUGAGGCUUCUGAUGAUGAAUCUUAUAUCAGUGAUGUGAGUGAUAAUAUAUCUGAGGACAACACCAGUGUUGCAGACAACGUUUCUCGGCAAAUUCUUAAUGGUGAGCUAACAGGAGGCGCAUUCAGGAAUGGACGGAGAACUUGUCUCCCAGCUCCCAGCCCUGACACCAGUAACAUCAACCUCUGGAAUAUUUUGAGAAAUAACAUUGGCAAAGAUCUUUCCAAAGUAUCAAUGCCAGUUGAGCUAAAUGAACCCUUGAAUACUUUACAACAUCUUUGUGAAGAGCUGGAAUACAGUGAGCUCUUGGACAAGGCUUCUGAAACAGAUGAUCCUUAUGAACGCAUGGUUCUCAUAGCUGCUUUUGCAGCAUCAGGCUAUGCCUCUACAUACUUUAGAGCAGGAAGCAAGCCAUUUAACCCAGUGCUUGGUGAAACUUAUGAAUGUAUUAGAGAAGACAAAGGAUUUCGAUUUUUCUCAGAGCAGGUUAGCCACCAUCCUCCCAUUUCGGCCUGUCACUGUGAAUCGAAGAACUUUGUGUUUUGGCAAGAUAUCAGGUGGAAAAACAAAUUCUGGGGAAAAUCAAUGGAAAUUCUGCCGGUUGGAACCUUGAAUGUGACUCUUCCAAAGUAUGGAGACUACUAUGUCUGGAACAAAGUCACUACUUGCAUACAUAAUAUUCUUAGUGGAAGGAGGUGGAUAGAACAUUAUGGAGAGAUAACAAUCAGAAACACAAAAAGCAGUGUUUGUAUUUGUAAACUCACAUUUGUCAAGGUGAACUACUGGAAUUCAAAUGUAAAUGAGGUCCAGGGUGUUGUGAUAGAUCAAGAAGGGAAGGUGGUUCAUCGUCUUUUUGGAAAGUGGCAUGAAGGCCUUUAUUGUGGAGUUGCACCUUCAGCCAAAUGCAUAUGGAGGCCAGGCUCCAUGCCAACCAAUUACGAACGUUAUUAUGGCUUCACAAGGUUUGCUGUUGAGCUCAAUGAAUUAGAUCCUUUACUGAAAGAUCUUCUUCCUGCAACAGAUGCACGUUUCAGGCCAGAUCAAAGGCUUCUGGAGGAAGGAAAUAUAGAAGCGGCAGCAUCUGAGAAGCAAAGAAUAGAGGAACUCCAGAGAGGUCGGAGGAGAUACAUGGAAGAAAAUGGCAUUGAAUACGUGCCCAAAUUUUUUAAAAAAGUUAUCGACGCUAAUCAAAGAGAAGCCUGGGUUACCAAUGACACCUACUGGGAACUGCGAAAGGAUCCUGGCUUUAGUAAAGUAGAUAUUCCCGUACUCUGGUAAACUGAGAAUGUAGAUCUAGUAAACAUAUCACUCUGAAGAAAAAAAUAACUAUGCACAAUAUGUUUCUUAAAGCUAAGUGUGGUUUGUGGGUCUACGGAAAAACCUAUCAUUUGCAUUUAUAUUCAUCUUUACAAUGGACUUUUGAAAGUGCAUUAGACCAGGCCCCUGACCACUUCUGAAUCUUUUCAAUUUUGCAGCAGCCAUGAAAAAAAAAAAGGGAAAAAUAAAAUAAAUAAAAGAAAAGAAAAAAGAAAGAAAAAAAAAAAACAGAAAACUUUUAAAGUUUCAUACACUGAAAAUUCAGAAGAGAAGAAGCGGAUGAAUUAUCCAAAGUCACUCCGAAAGAGGCGGUAAAUGCAAAACUGCAACCGGUGCUUUAAACAGACAUUAAGAGUAAUGUAAUUUAAAUUGAAAAAAAAAAAAAAAAAAGAGGGGAGAAGAAAAAGAAAAAAAAAACAUUUUGUUUCAGCUAUUUUUGUUAAAAACUCUUGGAUCACAACACUGUCAUUUCUGACUUGAGGUUAGUCCUUUGGUGUGAUGUGCUUGGACUGGCCUUUGUCAAAAAGAUAUGCUUUUCUGGAAGCUGUUCCUAUUCAUUUGCCAUUGUUCAUGCCUUAAUCAAAAGAUGAAGAUAUACAGUGAGUAGUUUUAAAAUGCGUAUGCUUAGGUUUGUGUGGAGGACAGAUUUUUAAAGCACUAGAAUUUUAUCAUGAUACAAAUACUGGAGAACCUGCAUUAUUUAAAAUCAAAACACAACCAAACUAACUAUUUCAGAGGAAUGAGAUCAUCUGUACGUGCUGUAGCUUUGGGAAGCCAACUGUAUAAUCAGGCUGCAAAGAAGCUCCUAACUGGUUGAAUUUGAGAUGAUUUUGCUAAAUGCAUAUGAAUUGCUAGUCAGAAACUUCAUAUUUUAAAUGACUGAUGCUGAGAUGCAAUCAUCACUUUUGCCACUGGCUAGUCGUAGUCUCACAGUGAAUCUCGUUUCCCCGUAACUGUUUAUACAGCUAGAAACUUUUGCAGCAGCCUUAAAAGCAGAAAGAUUUCAUGGGAAGGUCUUUGGCUUCUCUCCAGAAGCUGGAUAGUACUGUAAAUGCAAGUAUUUUCUGCCACACACACUGUUUACUUAACUGACUGUUUUUAUCCCAUCCACUUUCCUUAUCUAGCUUUAUAUUUAAGAGUAUGGCAGAGGCUACCAUGCAUUGUAGCUAACAACUACUACUUGUGUUGCAAAAAUAGCUUUUGUGCAAAAUUAUAUUUUACAGUUUUUCAUAAAAUGAUUCUAUAUUUUUUGAUUAAGAAGCAGGUUUCUUAUGUGUAGCUAAGCCUCAGUUAAUAGAUGUGGGAGAAGGCUGGAUAUGUUCUGAAAAUCUCUGAAACAUUUAACAGUAGGAGGGCAGAUUUUGAUAAAAGGAAAAAAAAGUCAUCUUAUUAGGUAAAAACUGCAUUCAUAUGGUAUAAUCUAGUCUUCCAUUUAUGCUUGUAUUAUACAUCCAGGCACAGAUGAUAGGUUAGAGUUCAUGUGUAUACUCUGUGUUUCUUUCUAUGCAUAUCCAGCAUACAUAGUGCACUAGAUUUUUUUCUAUUUAAGAUUGAUUCCAAUACUGAGACCUAAAAAAACCUAUUAGAUAGGUAUGUGGUCCUGCCAGAAGUGCUGCUUGAAUGGUAGGUUAUCAGUCAAUUACCCCACAUAUCCAGCUCCUCACCUGGUUCUUCCUUUUGCAGAGACAAGUACCUACAGAAACGAGAUUACUUUGAUUAUUUAAUAUGCAUUUAGUUCAUAUGGCAAAGCAACUGGCAGAGCAGCAAGCUGCUAAUGAAUUCCAGUUUCUUCACACAGUUCUGUUAUCAGGAAGAACUAUGAAAAUGUAAGGAAAAUACUAUGUAGAGUUUUUUAAGAAUUAUGAAUGCUCAUGAAUUGCUUAUGAGUAUUUGGGGUAAAAAAUGUGUCCAGAUUAAGAGGAUUUCUUCCAAAGAAAAUUUUUAAUUAUUUGAAGAAUGAUACCUUUUUCUUCCCUAGUGGAACCUGGUCUGAUAAUUUAUUUUUUUUUAGUUCUGCAAUUGUAAGAAAAUGAAAAUGUAUCAAAGUUUCUUUUUUUAAAACUUAUUUGGUUGACUUCAUCCUACUUGCUAUAAUGUCCCUAUGGAUCAAAUUGGCAUAUUGUAUGCAAAAUAUCAAUUAAUUAUUCUCUGUCACUUCCCUUAAAAACAACAUUAUUAAACAUUUUUCCACCUUAGACUCCAGUCUUUGUGUGCAGUUCCCCAUGAUAUCAGAAAGCAUUAUGUGUGUAUGACUGCAAGUACAUCUGAGAACCGAAACUGCAUGUCCUAAUUUUUUCUUGAAAUUUGGCUUUAAAUUUAAACACAGAAAUAAGGUUUUUCAUUUCAGUGUUCUGCUAGUGCUUUUUGAAUGCAAACUGAGACUUGGUGAACACUAAAGAUAAUAUCACUGAUUAUUUUUUUUACAACAGUUUAUUUGACACUCGUUGAAAUAAAAAUGACAUUAAAAUGUUUAGAAUUAAAAUAAAUCUGUGAUAUGCUAAAUAGUAAGUAGAGGAAACAAAGCAAUAUGUCACAGAAUAUCUGCAGUCUUUAUCAGAAAUGCAUACUGCUAACAGAUGUACCAUAAAUCAGUUUCUUAUAGUGUAGAAUUCUCUGGAUUCUGUGAAAAAUCUUUUACUAAGUUUUUCCUGUAACCUUGGGGGAUAUCAUGAUGUUUUUUGUGUUGUUUCUAAAGAUAAUAGGUUAAUGGAGGAUAGAAUAAUUUUUAGAUAACCUGUGAAAUUUCAUCAGCACUGAGUCAUGGGAUAUAGUGGGCGUUCCACAUCCCUUGCCAGUGUAGCUCAGAAUGGGGUUUCCCAUGUUGCAGUGAGAAUGCACUGUUGGCUUCUUUGCAGCCUGGCACCCAAUGUAAGUGCCUGCUGCAUUUGAGCGGGGCUGCUACUUGGCCAUCCCUUUCCAGCACAUGGGUUUUUUCCACCUCAGAUGUAACUUUUCACUUCUUGUUGAACAUCAUGAAGUGUCUUCUGGCCAAGUCCUCAAGCCAAGUGACAUCCUUCUGAUUGCAGAUGUGCCAUCUCAUCCUCUUAAUUUAAUGUCAAGCUUGUUAGCAUGUAGUCUGUGUACUUGCCCAGGUCACUGAUGAGAUGUUGGUUGACACGGGCCACAAAAUUGGCCCCUUGCAGGGCUGUCCUCAUUGCUGGCUACCAGUGGAGUGUAAGGCAUUGGUCAAUGCCUGUCAAGCCUGGGGAUUUGGAAAGUUUUCAGCUCAUCUCGCUCCAUUUGUACAGGCAGUAUUUCCUUUUGAAAGGCAUUAGUGAAAUCAGUGCAAACCAUAUUACCUUUAAAACCUUUUAAAGUAGUUAAGGAGUUUUAACUUUUACUACAAAAACAUACCCUUUGCUUUUUCCUGUGUUUUCUCAAAACACUUAUUUCCAUAUAAAAUACACAACUCCUGUGCUUUAGUUUCACAAUAGUGAACUGUGCUCUCAACUAAUAUUUUAAAAGUGUAGCUUAAUUUGUUCUCUGUUCUGGUAUUGCGGAUAUGAUAGAGUAAUAAUAGCUAUUUUCAUCAAAUGUAAUUUCUUAAGAAGACUUAACUAGCUUUAUUCUUACUUUAGUUCUGUAUUAACCAGACGGUAGAUUUUUCAGAGUAUUAGAAAUUAAUAUCUCACCGGGAGAUGCUAUUUGAAUACAAGUUGAUUUUCGUACAGUAUCCCUGUGAUUAAAACGCUAUCUAGACACUCAUUCUAAUUUUAGACAGCUGUAAUUUGCAUGAAAUACUUUUUUGCAUUUGGCUUUAAAAGUGAACUCCCACAAUAAUACUCUUUUCAUCUUACAAAUAAUGUUACCUUAUUUUUCCUCAUUUUGAACUCCUGUGUCAAGUAUUGCAAUAGCUAUACAUGACACAGUUUUGAAAGGGACUGCCCUUAAUUCCCCAAUCUGAACGCUGUCAGAGCUUUAUGAAAACAAAUUACACAAACCCUAAGGAGUGCUAGGAGCCAGCAAUGGUCUUGCCCUCAUGGGUGCCUGGUGGGGACCUUGCAUCUGGGCCGUUACCCUCUCUUUCCUAUGGAGGUAACGUGGGAUUUUCUUACCCUUGAAUCUGGGAGAGUGGAGCCCAGUGCAAUGCAGUCUUGCUCAUAGAGUUUCUCUCAAAAAAUCUGAAUUUUUAGGGAUACCCUGAAAGAGAGAGGAGGUUCAUUUGCACUUGCACAAUAACCAAGGAGGCUGAACAUGCCAGUUCUCUGAGUUUUGCAAAACUUUUGCUUUCACUAGCAAAGCUCUGUUAGUAUAGGCAAGAUUUGUGGGGUCUCCUUGUUUUAUAGAAUUUUGGCUAUUGUCUGGUGCAGAGAUAAAUAUUAGCAAUUUAACAUGCCUCUGUCUGCAGUCAUAAUCUGAGCAAUUAACUCUAUUUUAGUUGUCAUUACUGUUACUGGAGGUGAAUAAUGAAUGUAAAGGAGAAUUUUCAAAUUAAAUCGAGGUUAUUUUUAUUCAUAUGCUAGAAUGACAAGAGGAAUUAAGUUAGAGAGUUUGGCCCAGCUGGGGAAAAAGUUUUAAUAUUGACAGAAGUGUGUAAGAAACACUGAACUGGCCUCAUGGGUCACCCUGUAUUAUGCAUAGGUCUGGGAGAAGGCUAACGAAGUUUACUAUGUCAUAACCUCUUACCUUGGCAGCUGCUAGGGCUGAAGAUACUGUCUUGGGUUUUCUUCUUGUCUAGAGAGUAUAAUGUAGAACUGUGAAACUAGUCACAGGUGUAACAAAGUAAAAAUAUUUUCUAACUUUUAUGAAUUAAAAUGUCAGCACAGCUGCUGAAUAUGUUUCAGAAGGUUUUCUUACCAUUUUUCUUCUGAUCUGGGACAGCAUGAAAAAAGGGAAAACUGGUGACAUUUGCUCAAAAUUUAUUCUGAAGGUGAAGGAAAUUUUUAUUCUUUUUAUAAAUAAAAAUGAAUGUAGCCAGCAUUUGGCUGAAGGUGUAUUGGUAAUGUGGACAAAGAAAAUGACAUAUUUUAUAAAUAAGGAAACCAUAAAGUUGGGAUAUACAAUCAGCGGGGUGUAACAUAUUCCGUCUUCACCUAUGAAUAAUUCAUUGAAGGUGCAGUAAAGCUACUUAUUCUUACUCCUGGAGUAAUGAUCCAGAUGUUGUCCCCUAUGAAACACCAUAACUUAUUUCUGUAUUGCCUGCUACUUUUAAUGUUCUGCAUUCAUGAAAGAGGGAUCUCUUAUGCUAAUAUAUAACAUUGUUGGCCCAGAACGCUAGGGAUGCAAAAAGGUAAGAGGUGAGGAGAUUCCUUCAAAAAGUCGGAAGUGAGUGACUUAGCUUUUGCACCCUGAGCAUUAAAAUUAUGUAAGUUCUACACAAGAACAGCAUGCACAGUGAUAAACACUCAACCAGAACUAUUAUUGUUCAUUGAAGUACUUGCUCUGUGUGUCAGUUGGUAUAGCCACAUUUGCAACAUCUGUUUUUGAAAUUGUAUUACUAUUUAUGAUUGUGCUUGUGGCCUAGGUGUUGAUUUGUCAGGUCCACUGAGGAGAAUCAAUUUUAGAGUCAGGACUGCAACUCAGAUUUAUUUUCUAGUAGUCCUAUGCUGAAGCUCUCUUUCUUCCUUUGUUAAAUUCACCUGAACAAGGAAUAUUACAGUAACAUUAACAAACUUCAUAUAAGUUUAAUCUUUGGUACUUUCCAGGCAAAGGAAAAUUCAGGGUAGCUUCUUUAACUGUGUUGAAGUAAUAGAUAUGAGACCUUCAAUUAUCAUUGUAUUUGCCCCAUAUUUUGUAAAAUACUUGGAGAUUGGAUCACCAAUAAUAAAAUUAUAUAUAAAUAUAUUAAACUUUAUUUGUCACUUACCUUGAAGUCAACAAUGAAAAUUAUUGUUCCAAUUUGGGGUUAGAAAUUAGGUCUGUUUAGUUCUUGAUUCUUCAGUGACUGCAAUACAACAAAUUCAGAUAACAGUCAAUUCUAUUUUCAGGUGAGUUCUUGAAGACCUCACUAUGAGCUGAGAAAUAAAUGCUGAUGAGUCUAUUUUGGUACGUAGGCAUAAAUGCAGACAUGGCAACUUCUACCUUAGAUAAGUUUUCACUCUAAUUAGCAAAAGCCCUGGUUUUGUUGCUUUAUAAUUAUUUCUAAACUAAUUAUUUUCAAACAUUUGUUCCUCACUGUUAAGAAUUAAUUACAUGUGACAUUUGAGGUUUAGAAAUUAAACAAUGUUUGGAAAUCCACAGUCAUGAAGAGUGGUACUUCUGUCUUGCACCUAAUGCUCAAAUCUUGCUAAAUAUCCAGCUCUCAGAGCAGGGUGGACCUACACUGAUUACUCACAAAAUUUCAUCCCUGGACCAAAAAGAGACAUCAGUGGGCUUUUCUGGAUGGGGUUCUUAUUUGUAUAUCGAUUUGUGUCUUAUGUAGUAUAAAAUGAGGAAGAAAAUAAGCUGUUCUCAUCUGAUGUCUGAAAUCUUUUCCUUCACCAAAUGCAUUCUCGUUCUUUAUCUGUUACUGGUAGAUUGUCUGAAGUGGAUACUUUAUUUAGCACAUAAAAAGCCAUCAUAAAACUGAACUGCUGUGAUAUCCAGAGAGAUCAUUAUGAUUGUUCUAUAUUAGGUAUAUUUUCUUUGUUGUAACCUGUAGCAGGACUCUUCUUUGGGUCUUUAUUUACUUUCCUUUGUGUAACUAACUGGUAUAUUAUGAUUUCUUAGUAUUUAAACAGCAAAGAAUUCUGUAUUUUCUCUCAUUUUUGCAGACAAUUAAUAUGAAUUGGAAAUAAUGUCACAUUUUUCGUUGACAUUAGAUCCUAUGCGCACAUGUAUGAAAUAUAGUAAAUUUUAGUAUCUCUACCUGGCUCAGACUCUGAGAAUGUCAUUAGAAGAGUAAGGUUUACAUUAGUUGUCAAUUUUAUGUUGCCUUACUGAGCAGCUUUGCUUUUACCAGCCUUUCAUUUUAAAUGGGAAAGUGCCCUGCACCAAUUAUUUGGAAGGACAAAAUGUCAAAACCUAAAUAGUUAAAAGACUGUUCUUUGCUGAUUGCCCAUAGCCCUGUGCUCAUUCUACAAAAAACCCCAACUGAAUGUGUUGAUUUCUGCUACAUCUCUUUGUAUAGCAUACUUGUAAAAGGAAGUUCUCAGAGUCUUGUUGCUUUAGGGAAAGAAAGGAAAUAAGAAGCAUUUAUGUACCCAGUUACCCAAGUGUUGCAGAAGGUAUUAUUUCUGAGCAUUGUAGUAUUAACAUCUCACCUGCAGCACCCUUAAUUUUACGCUCAGAAGUUCACUGCGGACUUCCAUUAUGAGAUGCAGAAGAAAAGGAUACUGGAAAAAAGAAGUCAGUACUGUAAUUUCUAAAUAAUUCAAUAGAAAUUUGAUUUGCAAAUAUUUUUUUGAAAACUGUACAAGCUACUCAAAGUAUCAAAGUUUUUAAAAGCACAAGUUUAGUCCUUCAAAGUACGUUCAGUAAUUUAACAUUUUAAAAAAUAGCCUUGAUUGAUCUUGAUUGCUUUCCUGCGAAUGUAUGAAUUUGUUCUUGACUAUUCUCAAGUUUGGGUUAUCUUUCAGGAUGAUUCUUCUUUACAUCUUAUCAAUUCUGACUCCAAAUACCGGCUGUAUUCAUGCCUGUAAAAACAGUUAUAUUGCUUACAAUCAACAACAUCAACAACUGAGGAAUUACAUAGGUAGGAUAUAAUUUGUAUAGUACAAAUUAUGGACAUUUAUUUCACAUGGAAGAGUUAAUCAGCAAUGGACAUCUCAGGUUUUUUUCUGCUUCAUCUCCUUCGACUCUGAUCUUGCACAGGCAAUGGUACGUACUUAGCAUAAAUAUUGCACACAGUCACAUUGAAUUCAGUUUAAAAGAUGUAGAUACUAAAAUUCAAAUAAAAAGGUUCAACAGUGUGAUUCCUAAGAAAUCAAAACAAUAUACCUAAGUACACCAGACUUUUUAGUACCUGAUUUUUAAUUCCUAUGUGCUUAAACAAGUGAGCAGCUGCGCAGAGGAGGCUGAGCUGCUGUUCGUACUCCAUUGAGCGCAGUGAGCUUCCAGGUGAGUGGAUGAUCUAGCUCCCCAAAUCUAUUUCAGCUGCAGGCCUAACGUACAGUUAGGGCUGUCUACUCUUACUUAUGCUUGAUUUUGCACAGUGCACUGUCUUGUGGAAGAUAAAUGUAUGAAAUACGGCUGGUUUGACUGCUUGCCAGUCAGAGCAGUAUACAUGCCUUUCCUUUGAGUCUUUUGCAUUGUGAGACUUUAUUCUGGGGCUUGUAGUAUUUAAAACCAGUUAACUUCAUGUCUCCGCAAAGCUCAAUUAUGUAUGAUAUUUGAAAUUAUCCUUGAGGUCCCUUCCAACCUAGCAUUCUGUGAUUCUAAGAACAGGAGAUUAAAUCAAUUACAAUUUGUCGUAUUAUGUCUCAUUUUGUCAAGCUUAAUAGUAAGAAUAUUUGCAAUUCCUAACCCAAUUUCCCUCUACUUUCCCCAGGAUGGUGCCAGCCUAGAGUGAGGGUCACUAGUACUGUAUGCAAAUCAAAAAAGGAGACUAGUCUUUGUGAUUUGCAAAGAAGGGGGUGGCUAACUAAGGGCAUGCUCCUCAUCUCAGCCUAGAAAAGCAUGAAUGUGAGAAAGUGCCUCCCCUCUCUCCUUCUAGGCUUUACUGCAUAAAUAGAAUUGCUUUUUUUGGUAUAUCAAAUUAUCUGGCUACUUCAGAGAUUGGACCUAGCCAGGAAGGAACAGUAUAAAACUACUUUUAACUUCCCACAUAGUGCAGCUGCAACACUUAUUCUGUGUCUUUGCACUCGUGAGUUGGUUUUGAACAUACGGUUGUAGUAAUUCAGAAUGCAGAUGAGGCCUCAUGCUGACUACCUCUCAUGCAAUAAAAACCAAGCUCAUAUAGCAGUUAAUUUUAAUUACAGUUUAGCAUCUUUCGGCCACGUAAGUCAGGGAGAUGGUAGUGUGGGAAAUAGCAAGCAAAAUAAAUUAAGACUUUAUUCCAGUGGUUUACGUGGUAUACACAAUACCCAUAAGACCAACUCCAAGUGAGGGAGGUCCUACAGCUUCUGGUAGGAAGUAAAGGUGAGCUUGGCUAUGCUGUAGUUUAUGUUGUGCUCUAAAAUGUAACAAAAGAUGUCAUCUGUUUCCUUCAGGCUGAGCCAGAUUUACCAGGUUAUUGUGUCAAAAAAACACACAAUUCUAGUUUUUGAGGAAACAUGAUGCUCUUUUACCUGUUGCAAUGUAAUUGGAUAAUGCAUGUACAAAUGAUUUGUUUAGCCUGUCAAUGAAUGUUGCUAAUGCCUUACCAAAAAAAAAAAAAGCAUAUUUUUUGUAUUUUUUUCCUCAGAGGCAAAUCCAAACAAUGCUAGAUUUGGGAAACUGUUUACUGAAAAGCAUUUUCUAAUAGAUCUCUGAAGAAGUGCAAUUGUAUAAUUAUUAUUGUUCAGUGCAUACAGUACAUUGUCUCCAUCACUCUGUACACUGCUGCUAUUAGUGCUUGUUCUAAUAAAUCUCAAUGUACACUGUUUAAACUACUGUCAUCUGUGCUCUGAUUUAUUAACAUAAGGAACACUUCAGAAUGUGGUUCUUGAAUGAAGUGUUUGUAACUAUUUGAAUAAAUUGAGUAGUGAUCGUAAAAUUCUUAAUAUAUGUUGUACAGAUGGAUUUUGUAGAGGUGAGGGAUAGUGGCAGCAAUAGCACAGAAACACCAGAGUCCUCCUCCUCCUUUCUAACCUUUUUCCACUGCAAGAUUAUUUUUAUAAAACUUUUCCCAUGUGA
Molecule: messenger RNA, 12824 nt
Organism: Apus apus (common swift)
Lineage: Eukaryota; Metazoa; Chordata; Aves; Apodiformes; Apodidae
Gene: OSBPL6
Product: oxysterol binding protein like 6
Exons: 25
Coding region: 180-3092 (970 amino acids)
Cellular component (GO): plasma membrane; cytosol; intracellular membrane-bounded organelle
Molecular function (GO): cholesterol binding
Source: RefSeq, a predicted model, not a curated record